AUCACAACUAUUCGCGUCCCCUUCCGACAUCCAAAGUUCAGAACCCAAUUCCCCAUUUAAUCCCCAAAUUUCCCAAUCAACAGAAACACAAUUUCCCCUUGUUCUACCCAAAUUCACGGUUGCGCCGCCGUCAUUCUCCAUUGUCGUCGUUCCUCCGUCACGGUUACCCCCUUCUUCUUCUUCUUCCGUGAACCUCCUUCUCUUCUCUCCUUCACUCACUCCUUCUGUUCACCCACUCUCCACCACCUUCCUCCUCCGGCGACGCCGUUUCAGCUGCCGCGCCGCUUCCCCCGGCCCACCUCCAGCUCCCCGGACUGAUCCUCCUCCCGGAAACGAUUUCGGCAUGCUUCGAGAGAAUAUACUAAUGAAACAGAAGUUCAGGCCCUCCAAGUGCAGAAGAAGUUGGGAUAUAGUCACAAAAUGUGGUCCUCUCUUGGCAUCCUAUCCCUUUAUUUAAGAGAUUAUGUGAUAUCUGCAACAUAAGAAGUAAUCCAUUAAAUCAGCUUUGUAUUCAUUAAUCAAUAAGAAGUUCUUAAAUAAAACUUCAAACCAUAAGAUAUUAGUCUUUAACCUAUUAAAUUGGGAAUACCGGAAAAAGGGGGCAGAGACUUCUAUUUAAUUGUUAACUGUGCAGCAAAUGAAUGAAAGGGAUGAACAGUUGAAUCUCUUGUUUGAAUUAGGCAACAGGACAACUUCUACUUUUUUAUCCCCCUAUGUGUACUAUCUUGUUUUGUCUUAUUUUGGCUUCUGCAGAUGUAUAGUACUGUUAAGAAUACUGACAAGCCAGCAGCUUCUUCAGGGUUGACAUAGUCACAAGUAUUAUCAAAGUUGCAGUGGUAUCCAUUUACACUAUUCCAUUAUGCUGUCUGUUUCAAUUUGAUGAAGGUAAAACAUUGGAUUCAGCAGGGACUUCAUCUGCCCAGGCUGCCGGCAAUCCAUGUUAUGUCAGAAGAAUAAAAAAAUACAAGGAUAUGGUUGGUAGAGACAGAGAUUGCGGUCGUGGUCGUGGUCGUGGUCGUGGCCGUGGCCGAGGCCGAAAGGGAGGCCUAGGCUUUCUACCGGUCGCCCGCUUGACUUACAUGCAGAUCCAUACACUCUCGUUGGGUCAUCAUCAGGCACGACUGUUCCGACUAGUGGGAGACCGCCACCUAUUGCUACUACUAUCCCCCCUCGUCAGGAGCCUCAGAUACACAUGAUGCCUACUCCGGGUGCACCAAGAUCAUGCGCUCAACAAGCCAAUGAGCAUCCCAACACUGCCUCACAUAGUGUGCAGAGUGAUCUAGCUAUCGUAGCUCCCAGUCGAGCAGGAUCUUGUGGGGAAAAACAAACCACAUCUACUGGUACCCAAGAUACUCAGGGUCCAGGAACAUCCACUGCCACUGGUCACUCCGCCACAAGUGCUCCUAAGCUUAGAUAUGAUGGUGUCAAAUGUUGGCACCCACCUAAGCCUGGCUUGAAGUGCAUUUCUCAGGUUUUUAAGGAAAAUUACAACAAGUCUUGGCUGAGUUUUGAUGAAGCAGAUGAUGAUACUCGAAAAAUAUGGUGGACAGAAUGGAGGAAUCAAUCGCUUGGAAGACCAUCGCGUAUGGAUGAGUUUUUUGAGCACACCCAUACUCGCAAAGAGGAUAGGACUCAAUGGGUUGAUGAACACUCCCGAAUGGCAAAGGCUGAGCAAGAGCGACAGGCUGCUAUAGAGGCUAGUGUAACUGAUCCACCACCUGUCUCUGAGGAAAGCAUAUGGAUUGAGACAGUGGGUGGAAAACGAAGAGGUAGGAUAUAUGGCAUGGGUGAGGUAAGGAACUCUUCCAUGAUGCGACCCCGAGUUGAUGGGCCAACCACGACCACCAGCACUGAUGUUUUGGAUCUUAGAGAACAAAUCAUAAUACUCAAAUAGGGAAGUUGAACAAUAUGCCGCUAAAUAUAGAGAGCUUGAAGACCGCUAUCAAAGGGAGAAAAGAGAGUGGCAACAGACGGUUGAAUCCUUGCGUGAGGAUCUCAACACCAAUAACUCACAGAUGGAUCAGUUUAGUCAUCAACUUAGCAGCUUGACUAAGUAUGUGAGGGCCAUGGGUCCUAGUAGUUCUGGAUCACGUGUCCCUCCACCUCCUCUUUUUACUUUUCCAAGCUCCCAGAAAAGCGCAGUCCCAAGAAGAAAACUCCCACCUAUCUUGCAGCCCCCAGGACAGUCACAGGGCGCUCAUAUGGAGGAUAAUUCUGACGAUCUCGAUGACUCAGAUAAGGACUAUUUAGAUGAGUACGAGUAGGAUUAUUUACUUUGUUUUGAAUAUUUUGUAUUAUUAGUAGAGUUUAGUUAUUUAUCUUGUUUUAAAUCUUUAAGUUAGAGGAUUAUUUAUUAUUGUUUUGAUAAGUAUGUAAACUCACUAUUUAAUAUUUA
This is a messenger RNA of Arachis ipaensis, 2395 nucleotides long. NCBI's taxonomy places the organism in Eukaryota, Viridiplantae, Streptophyta, Magnoliopsida, Fabales, Fabaceae. The record is from RefSeq and is a predicted model, not a curated record.